AUAAAGAGAAGAAAGAAAUAAAAAGAGGAAAGGGAGGAACGUGCACACUUCCUCCGCUCUCCUCUUCUUGCCCGUGGAAUUGUUCUCUCCUCGCUUGCCCGGCGGCGCGGUGAGGAUGCGACGGCUCUGGCGAUGGUACCAGCAGUGCCUGGCCUCGCACCCGGUGCGCACGCAGGUCGUCAGCUCCGGCAUCCUCUGGGCCUCCGGUGACAUCGGCGCCCAGGCCGUCACCCACUACUCCGCACGCCGUCGCGCCAACAACAAACCCGUGGAUAAAGAUAAAGUUAAAGAGUUCAAAGUUGAUUGGAGGAGGGUGGCCAUCACAAGUUCCUUUGGAUUUGCUUUUGUUGGACCAGUUGGACAUUACUGGUAUGAGUACCUGGACCGUUUUAUCCGGCGGAGAUUUCAGCCUAAUACAUUCAAAUUUGUUGCCUCAAAGGUUGCUGCAGAUGGUUUCCUCUUUGGACCAUUAGAUCUUCUCUUGUUCUUCUCAUAUGUGGGUCUCGGCCAAGGAAGGAGUGUAGAGCAAGUGAAGGAAGACGUGAAAAGAGAUUUCAUUCCCGCUCUGGUACUAGGUGGGAUGAUCUGGCCAGCCGUGCAGAUCGCGAACUUCCGCUUCAUUCCCGUGCGGUACCAGCUCCUGUAUGUCAACUUGUUCUGCCUCUUGGACAGUUGUUUCCUAUCAUGGAUUGAGCAGCAGGGAGACGCUUCAUGGAAGCAGUGGUUCACAUCGUUCCAUAAAAUCGAAGACCAUAAGAGUAAGGUUUGAUUUUACUAGUUAUAAUCCAUGGUGUUCAUGCAGAUCAACAUUUAAAACUCUACUGGCUGAAGCACUAUUAACUUGCUGUAAGAUAAAAGGGGGCCAAAGUUGUCCGGGAGAGGGUUACAGGGGAUCAUGUGUUUCCCAGACAGGGAUACGGAUGUUGAUAAGCUGAAGAUGCGUGCUUGACUGCUUGUGGCUAGUGGCUGAGGCAUUGUUAACUUGCUGUAACCGGAUCUGAGCUUUAUGUCUCUGUGGUUGUCUGAAAAUUCAGUCCAAUACGGUGUCCCACUUAUGCUGCGGCCGUGGAAACAUUUCUGCGUUUUGUGGAUGUGGAAUCGCAACUUGGCAAGCUGCUCAUGACUGGGCAUUUCGUUUC
Molecule: messenger RNA, 1139 nt
Organism: Panicum virgatum (switchgrass)
Lineage: Eukaryota; Viridiplantae; Streptophyta; Magnoliopsida; Poales; Poaceae
Product: protein Mpv17
Exons: 3
Coding region: 116-769 (217 amino acids)
Cellular component (GO): cytoplasm; membrane
Source: RefSeq, a predicted model, not a curated record